Messenger RNA from Lagopus muta (rock ptarmigan), 7706 nucleotides. RefSeq names its product fibroblast growth factor binding protein 1 (gene FGFBP1). Gene Ontology annotation, molecular function: growth factor binding. The transcript has a single exon. NCBI's taxonomy places the organism in Eukaryota, Metazoa, Chordata, Aves, Galliformes, Phasianidae. The record is from RefSeq and is a predicted model, not a curated record. Bases 750 to 1460 code for a protein of 236 amino acids. Gene Ontology annotation, biological process: cell-cell signaling.
CAUACCAGCGUACCAAGUGGAUUAAGAAAAUUUACAGGAUGCCUAGUAAAUAAUUAUGCUCUAUUUCUAUUUAGCACAGAGGCUGGAGUCGAAAUGACUCAUGUGACAUUCACAAAAUGGGAGAUGGUGGACAUAGCAGCAGCUUUGUAUGGCAUAGCUUCAGAUAUCCAUCUCAAACUGACAAGUCCUGUGGCCAAAUUCUGUCUGGGAUUGCAGAAGGGAUUGCAAUUAGGGUUCCUCAGUCACUAGGCAGGAGCGUAUCUUGGGAAAGAGUCUCUUCUGUUUCACACCGUUCAGAUAUAAUAAUAUGUAAUGGUUCUAGAAACCAGGUACUGUGCACAUGGAGAACAGAGGAUCUUCCCAGUAACAUCAAAGAAUCAUAGAAUCAUUGAGACUGGAAAAGACCUGUAAGAUCAUCUAGUCUAAUCAUCCAUCUACCACCAAUACUUCCCACUAAACCAUGUCCCUCAGUGCCACAUCUCCAUGUUUCCUUAACACCUUCAGGGAUGGUGACUCCAUCACCUCCCUGGACAGCCUGUGUCAAUGCCUCAUUGCUCUUUAGGAGACAAAAUUCUUCCUAAUACACCACCUGAACCUUCCCCCUGGCAGAGAGGUUCUAAUAGGUAUCGUUCUAACAGAUAUCAAGGAGCCAGUCUGAACUCCUGCAGCUAUCAAAUAAAGUCCAGUAGGAAGUGAAAAUGUUUUAAUGACUGUAUGUUUUUGUUUUGAAGGCAAAUAACGAGCAAAACAUGUGGAUUAAAAAUGUUGGACUCCUGUGUGUGUUGAUUCUGGUGUCCCAGAUGCUACUCACCAGCUGUGAAAGGCAGGAGAGAAGAAAGGGGAAACAAGGCAUAGAGCACGGUGGGAAAAAACAGACCGAAUCAAACCCAGAGAGAGAAAAAGGGCGGAAACCAAAAGGAGGAAAGGCAUCUCCUAAAGGCAAAUUUAAAUCCAAAGAAAAUGCUGACUGCACCUGGGCGGUGACCGACAUGAGUGCUGCAACUGUGCACAUCGAGUGCAGGAAUGGGGACAGUGUGUUCUGGUGUGAGUUCUCUGGGGACCCCUCCACCUGCCCACACUAUGCAGCAAAUCAGAAGUCCUACUGGAAGCAGGUCUCCCGCUCCCUGAAGAAGCAGAAGCAGAUCUGCCAAGACCCCAGGAGCAUGCUAAAAUCUAAAAUAUGCAGGAAAGGCCCACAAAGCGCUCACCUCAAGCUGACACGCUCAAGCCUCCUGGCAGCAGAGGGCCCUGCCAAAGAGCACCCAGCUCACCAUGCUGCAGAGGAUGCCCAAGUCCCAGCAGCUUCUGAGACUGGAAAACAGCCAGAACACAGCCCUCCAGACUGUGUGGAAGACGUAGAUUACAUCGAUCAGAAGAAGGUGGCUGAGGAAUACUGCCCAGAGAGUUUGCUGUCUUUAUGCAACUUCUUCAUCACCAUGGUGCAAGACAAAAAGUGCUGAGGAUGUGUUUGUAAAGUUCUGCAUCACAACAGUCUGAUCUCACUGAAAUUACUGCAAACUCCCAGGUUUUAUUCUCCUGUUAUAUAGUGUACAUAGGAAAAAAAAAAAGACAUAAAGCUGUAUAUUUAUAUAUUUUUCAGAUUUUGUUUUUACACGACAGACGACACUUGGUACAGUUGAAGAUGUUACAGAUUUCAUUUGCACACAUGUUUCUACACAAGCAUUACCUGUUGAUGUUACGUACUCUGCACAGAGGUAUCUAAGCAGUCUCUUUGCCCCCCUUUGAGCUGUGCUAGCCAAAGGGAUGAGUUUGGUGCUAUGCACUCCUCAGUUAUGUACUCUGCAUUUGACCUAAAAAUUACUAAGAAAAAAUAAACUUCAAGAUAUAUUUAAAAUAUUCUCUGUGUGUUGAAUUAAACUUCUCUGGAAUUGCUGAGUUUUUCUGAAAGGCUGGUCAUUCACAAGACCUAGGCGAAGUAUUGCCUAUACAGCUGUUUUAACAAACCUUCUGCAGCUUUGCAGAAUUCAGCCAGAGCAUUCAAUGAUUUUAUUUGAGGGAAAUAAACUAUUAUUUGUUUGAAAUCAUCGUGAUAAUGAAGGGUGGCAGGAUUUUCAUAUUUUCAUAAUUUUACAAAAAAAUUUUGGCUUUCCCAACUCAUCAAAAGAUGACAGAAAACUUUGCAAACUUCAGUUCUUUCAUUUCUCCUAUAUUAUGAAGCAUGUUUUACUUUUCUGUGGUAGGGAAACUGAGACACAGAGAUUAAAUGGCCUGCCCAAGUUCACUUCUGUUGCAGGGCUGAACUUUUCCUCCAGCAGCUGAAGAACUUACGCUCACCGCUGCCUCUGUAUUUCUUCGAAGUUCCAUUGCCUGCUCUCUACAUAUAUGGAAAACACUAAUAAAUCCUUUUCCAUUUGUUAGACUUCAUCUGUAUUUAAAAAACAUUAAUAAUAAUCCAACUCUACAAGAAUAGAAAUUUUAGAAAAUUUCAAGCCAAAUGCUGACAGUUGAUCUUUGGAAACAUUUAAAACUUCAGCUGAAAGAAAAAUGUGCAAGUUACACUUUUCUAGUGGCAGUAGGCUGGAAAGGAAGGUCUGCUGCCACAGUGAAAAAACUUCCUUGAAAUACAAUUUCCCUGAUCAUUCCUAGCAGAUUAACAUAGCAUUUCUGUCCCUUGAGAAAAUAAAACCCAUUCCUUUUUGUAAUUAUCUCACUGCUAAGACCUGGGCUGACCCCAAAAUUUUAAAGAAUAUUCAUAAGAUGAGUUGUUAUGAGUAACCUUUUAUUUAAAUCAACAUGUCUGGGGAGGAUGUUUUAAUGCUGCUCUGGCGUGUUGCUAUAUUCAAGACAAAUGUCUUAAAUGUAGGAUGCUGCUAUUAGUCAAACUGUGUUAUUUCAGAAGGAUUCAGCUGUAUUUUAGUUAAGUCCAAAUGACAAGAAGGAGGUAGAUACUUCUUACUGAAGUUUGAGCCUUACAUGCCUUGUGGAUACAGGGGGUAUUCCCAGGCUGUCUGGUGCAAGUAUUGUUAGACCAAUGCCCACAGUAAAGCAAAAUUUCCAUAAAGAGGCAUUAGUGCUAUAUUCCAAGCAGACUGAAAGACACAGCCAUUCUGGUGCCACAUUGGGUGGAAAGAUAGCUACCCACUUCUUAUUAUUAAUGUAGAUAUGCAGGUAUGGAGUUUCAGCUUCUAGAAACGUUGUGUUUCAGCCUGCACCACUUCACAGUGGAAAAAUGCUGAAAUAAGGCCAGAAGAUGCAGAGGAAGGAUGACUAGUGCACAUACGGCUCAGCCAACCAUAUACUGUAGCAAUUAGUGAUAAAUAUCUAAUCUAGUAUACAGCUACCAGUAUAAUAACGUCAGAUUACAACCAGAGCUCUAGACAAGGCUGAAUUAAGAGGCUCAGUUGCUCCAGAUACUCUGGAAAAAGUCCAGUCCUAACUACCCUUAGCUGCUGUUACCCUCCCAAGUACUAACAUCAGCAAUUGGUUGCCUGAAGUGUGAUCCACCCCUUGGGAUCUCCAGGAGGCACUGCUCAGCUCUGUGGCUGUUGGCCAGCCAUGCACAUGGAGCUAGUGACAUAUUCCCAAAGCAAAUUCCAGCCUGAGAUUCCGGAGCUGUGACUGUGUCUCUGCCUGCUGGACUGUCAGCACGUGUGGGAGCUGCACUCUCCUCUCCACGGAUGAAUGACAUUGUGUUUCCGUGUCUUCAUUGUCUUGUUUUCUUCCAGGACUGACUGCUACCCUCUUGCAUGGAUCUUUCCAGAAGGAAAACACUUGAAUCUUAGCAGUUCCAGGGUGCAUUUCAGCUGAGAUGUAUGGGAUAUUUCCAGUACCCCAGAAGGACUACAACGUCAUGGGCAGCCAUAGACUUCAGUGACUACAUAGACCACAGGUCUACAGUUAAGUGCAUCUAAGCUUUCAGCAUGCUUAGCAAACCUUGUGUUUCAGUCAUGCAUCUACAAUCACUUGACUACAAUUGCUGGGAGCUGCUCUCUUCUGAGCACUUACAGGGCCACUUGGGUUGAUAUAACAUUGGUCCUUCUGGAGUCAAGCAGGUUAAAUAAAAUAUUUUCUGGCAUUCACCUUAGGGUCUAUGAUCAUUCUGAAAAACUUCACUGUUGACUCUACUCUGCAUAUCUUAGUGGUGGUACUGAAUUUUCUAACACCAUCUUUAGCAGAACAAGAGGGAACAAACGGAUUUAAAUUAUGCCUGUGCAGCCUAGGACUUCUGCACCUUUCAACCUUCAACAAAGUUCAGAGAAACUAAGAGUUAAAAGGAGAUUAAAAACAUCAAAGUUAAGCAUUUUUUGGAAGUUAUUUGCUAGUACUUGAUAGUCUUAUCUAGAAAAUCUAAGAUGUAAUUCUAUACUCACUAGGAAAUGGGGGGAUGUUAUUAGUGAACAACAAAUAACUCUGGCAGUGCAGCACGACUUAAGACUUUGUAAAAUUUCAGCUCCUUUAAUUUUAAAGUUUCUAUUCUUUCAUUAUUUUCUGUAGUAUAUAUUUCACACACACAAUCUCAUUUUAAUGAGUUUCCGCUUCUUUUGCAACCUCUUUUAUUCGUUUACCACUUUGGCAGCAGUACAGGUUACACAUCUAAUCUCUCCUGUUUCACAGCUGCUUGUAGGAGAACAGAGCUGGGUGAGUCAACUUUCCUGCUCCCAAGAGGGCCCUACCCUCCUCUUUCCCUGAGGGGGCCAAUGAGUACCUACCGCCUGAUAUCACCUCACCUGAAUUUGGCCAACCAUUGCAGAGACUCAGUGUUCAGACAUGACAUAUUUUACACUGCUGUGCUCAAGUCAUGUAGGCAUAGUUCAACCUAGAUAACAAAUUCCACUCCCUUUUCCACUUUUACCUGGUUGGUUUUUUUGUUGUUUUGGUUUUUUUGGUUUUUUUUUUUUUCUGAUGCUGCCCUGAGCAAGGCAGCUCCGUACUUGUUGGUAGCUGCUGCGCCUCACCCAUGUCUUUCCCUGGAUCUCAUUCCAUUUCAAUAUAUUUUAUUGUGUGUUCCUCUAGGCUAUUUCCAAGAAUGGUAACGAUUUGUUUAGCACACUGGGACUUGAUCAAAUAGGAAAACCCAUCUUUGAGGCUAUUCCAGCAAAAAAGAGAUUUGCAGUCUUGUCACCAGGGUAGUGGUAGCAUCUCCUCCCUCACUGGAGCACAUACAGCAGCACAGUUGGUAGUCUAACAAAUCCUAUUGAUCUCAAGACCAUUGUAGGUAUUCCUGUGUUCUAAUAUCUUUCAGUGUCUUUCUGCUCUUUCCCUUGAAAGGACAGGGUAUCCCUGAAACCCAUUUGCAAUGGUCAAAACCCUCAAAGAACCAGAGAGGAGAAGUCAGUGUUACAAGAACCUUGACUCUGUUUGAGUGAUAAGACGUGGAAAGAUUGAAGUUUCUAAAAAUCACUCUGGUGCCUCACUUGCUCCUUCCAUUGUCAUCACAGCUGUGAGACAGUACAGGGAUUUUUGUAAGCAGAAGGGACUGGCUAUGUCACAGAUCAUUUUACUUGUUUGUAGAACAAACAGUAACGUAUGUAGAACAUACAGUAACAUAUGCAUUGUAGUUGAAAUUCUCUCUUUAAAGAGGACUGAUGUAACAGGUUUCUCUGGAAAUGUUCUCCUAUCCAUGUGAAGUAUGUGUUUCAUACCAUUACUGGAACUUCUUCCAGGCUGCUUGUAGAUUCCACUUGAAAGAGCUGUUUUAAGGCAAAGAAGUGGUAAGCAAGAAGUGACAGAACUGUGAAGACUUCCCUUCAGCUUGUUGCCACCUGACUGCCUCAGUCACUGAUCAGAUCCAGCACCAUGUAGAAAUGAUAAGUUUAAUUAUUCUGAAGCUGCCAGGGGACCGUGGAAGCAUUACGCUGAUUUCCAGGCAACAGACACAUCAAAGGGACCUCGUUAUAUAAUGAGAGACUGCAACAUGUCCAAAGCUGCCUGUGAGUAUGCACAUGUAAGCACUGUGGUGCUUUGUGUAUGCUAAGGGAAAGGAGCUAAUGUUAAGAUGGAUCCUAAAGUCCAGAAAUUACAAUGUUAUCUGUAACAGCAAUGUAUCCUAUACAUCAACGAUAUGUGUAGUAAUUACAUAUAAUAAGUCUGCUUAGAUAACAGGAUAUUUUAAAAAUAAUGAGUUAUGUUUACAUCUGUUGCCUGAAAGUGACGUGGUUUCUGGAGUCACUGAGAGAGAGGUGGUAUGAUUCUCUGGAAAAUCUGGAAGUGCUUUUGGGCUGUUCCACAGCUGCUCCUCCUAUUCCUUGUUCCAAAGGGCCCUCUCAUGGAUAACUGCAUGUCUGCAGUGCAGGCUUCCAGGACAUUUUGUCUUAUAUGGCUCUAGGUAUGAAUGUGGUCGUUGCCCAGCAUGUAUGGCAGCCUGCAGACCUUAGGUCCUACAGAGUGUGUUCCAGUUAAGUGUUGAUCUCAGAGAUCCUUUGUUCCUCAUUUACAUGUUCAAACAACACCAAAGUGAGCUAAAGCAGUCAGUUUGUGGACAAAAAAGUUGGGACACUAGGGGAUGUUGGUUUGUGUACGACAUUGUAUAAAUUCAUUGAGCAUUCAAUGAGCAAAGCAUUAGGGAUUGCAUGGACUGCUGCUGAAGGGCUGUUGGAGCUGGCAGCAAUCCAUUCCUGUUAACAAUCAGGUUGCUGGUUGGAAAGGGUUGUUGGAGCUCCCAGGUCGCCAUCACUGUAAGAGAGAUGACGUUAAUUUUGGCCAGUGUUCAGCUGGAUAACUACACUCUAUCCAGAUGAUUUCCAGAAUUUCAAUCUGUUGCACCUUUGGCAAAAUGUAGUGAGAAGCUCCAGGCCAUGGAAUUGGAGCAAUAUUAACAGAAAUGGCAUGCAUAAAUUUGGUUUGUUUUUUCAAACUAAAAAGAAAGAAAAUAUAUGUACAAAAUAAAUGUGAAGAAAUAAUCACGUGAGAUUCUGUAGGAGUGAGGACAAAAAAAUCUAUCUCCAUAAAUAAAAGUCUGAAGUACAUUGCUACGUUAUUUAGGGAAAGAAUAAAAAAGAGGAAAGACCUAUUUUAACAUAUAUUAUAUAUAUAUAUAACAACAUAACAUAUAUAUUAACGCAGUAAUAUCAUUAUCAGAAGUAAAACAAAUGCUGUCAUGGUUUCAUGGUUUUAGAAAUAAUUCUUAGACUUUGAAUAUGCAAUUUUUCCUCAUCCAGCUGGAGUAUAUUUCCAAGUAAAGUUGUGGUGGAGUUUCCCUUUUCAAAAGCUGGCAAUGUUUAGCUGGACACCACCACUAUCAUAUGUAAUAUUUCUUUCUUGACUUUAUAAGCCAAUCCCAUAUCUUUAUCUGCAUAUUCAAGCAGCAACUUGUUUUACAGGCCUGGGUGGGAAUGGAAGAAUCAACCAAGACCUGUCAAAGACAAGGAUCCCUCCAGAAGCAUAUAACGUAAAUAUGUGUUAUAAAUAUAACAUAAAUUCAUGUCUCCUUCUUCUCUGACACAAAGUCAAGCGUAUGGAAAACAAAAGAAUAAAUAACUGUAUUAAAGCAGGCUUAGUGAGGUUUGGUGAGCCCAUACAAGCUCCUGAGUCAACAUGUGCUUAGUAGAUAUUUGAAUUUCUCUAAAAACUGAAGACAUCCCUUUUUCCUAACUUUUUUUUUUUUUUUUUUUUUUGUGCCUAUUAUUGCAGUUCUGAGGCUACUUUAAUGCUUAAUUUAAGCUUUUAUUAGGAGAUGAUCAUACAGGACCAUGCCUGUAAGGCUGUUCUGAAUUUGCUGUAUGCUUGCUCCUGCAGUUAGCUUUGGC